Messenger RNA from Microdochium trichocladiopsis, 931 nucleotides. RefSeq lists its product as uncharacterized. The transcript has a single exon. Bases 132 to 761 code for a protein of 209 amino acids. The record is from RefSeq and is a predicted model, not a curated record. Lineage: Eukaryota; Fungi; Ascomycota; Sordariomycetes; Xylariales; Microdochiaceae.
UGCGAAAUUGAAUAAUUCUGAUAAUUCCUGCACGCAUUAUUUAUUGAUUUCCGAUUGUCCCGCUUUUGCUUUUCGUAACCCGUUCCUUUUCUUCCUCCCCCGCUCCUUUUGCCUCCAUUCUGCCUUCUUCCAUGCAGCCAUCACUGGGCGGGGGGGAAGACGGAGAACCCGCCUCGGCAACCAGACCUGUGCCGUGCGCCAUGAAACACGACGUGGGCGGGCCAGCCUGCACUCCUCUUUUUUUUUUCCCACAGCACAACGGCGGGGCGGCUUUCCACGCACUCGAGAGCUUGACAUGUUUUUCUUGUCAUGACUUUUUGGUGCCAAUCCAGCCCCCCACCUUCAGAACCUCCACACUUAUCUGUCAAAGUCUCUGGAGAUGUUUCUACCGUCCGGCUCUGCAGUGCUGUGCCGCUGGCUCCCGGUGGACUCUGUGGAUCGACCGCCCACGUGUGAACCCCCCCGCCGAUGCCCGCGGCCAUCUCAACAUUUCUCUCACGAUGCUGCCUACAGCCCCGGCGGCGAGCCCUCAAGAGAAAUCAGAAUGGGGUGGUGCCUGUGUGGAGCACCUGCACACGUGGGGGGAAAGCAGAAGGGGGCUCAAGCGCACAGCCGUGUUGCUGAUUGGCCAAGAUCACCGCUGUUGCUUGUGUUGGUUGCACUCAAGGGGAAUGCCCAGAUACCACAGUAAAGAGGGGGCGGGCCAAGAACAGCUGACUGUGCCCGCGGUAUCGUUGUUCGCCAAGGUGCCAGAACUGUAGAAGGUGGUGUUCGGGACUGUCAGAAAGUCGCUGGGUAUUGAACCCCGCCUGUGCCGCGCUGCCUGGUGGCGCCAGGCCAGGAUACCUAUGCCGCCCAGGUCAGGAAUGCGAGGGUGACAGCAAAAAGUCACUAUUCAAAAGAAGCAAGAAUGUGAUGCCAAUAUGGUUGC